AUCAAAGCUAACCUUUCCUCAUGCUAACAACAUACUACGCCACUCAUCCGUUGGCCCGUACUGCAGAUACGAUUGCGCGUACUUAAGGCGGGAACCCCUCACCGAAAGACAAUCAUCUCGUGAAGAGCGUCAAGACUUCGAAAAGCUUGAUUAUGGCCAUCAAUAAAGUUCUGAUUAUAGGAAAUCAUGACAUUUCCUCUGCCAUCAUUGAUGCGUUGGCGCAAUAUCGAAUCGAGGGCAGUAAAUCGUUCGAGGUAACCGCCCUGACCUAUCCCUCCCAAACCAUUCCACCAGCGACAAAUGAUCCGCAUUUCCCUAUUCAACACAAGAAGUCUGACUUCACCGAUUCUUCUCUACGUUCAUCAUUGGCUGGACAGGACCUGGUCAUUAGCACGACAGCUGCAGGAGACUACCACUUCCAAGUCCGCAUCAUUGAUGCCGCUAUUGCUGCAGGCGUGACGCGUUUCGUUCCAAAUGAAUUCGGUCAAGACUCUUUGAAUGAAGAGAUCCAGCAAAGGAUGCCACAGAGCGCACAACGUGCGAAGGUUAUCGACUAUCUUCGUCGGACAUCUCAUGCUCGACCCGACUUUGAGUGGUGCGCGGUAGCGACGGGCUGCAUUCUGGAUACCCUGCUUCCUUCUGGAGAUCUCGGCUUCGACUUGCAGUGGCAGAGCGCAUCAAUACACGGCACCGGUCAUGAGUUCUUUGCUGCAUCAAGCCUCGAAAGAGUUGGAUUAGUUAUGGCCAGCAUCAUCCGACGUUGGGAUCAAACGAAGAACAAAUACCUGUAUGCUGCGGGGGUGUUGACCACUGCACAAUCAAUUCUUGGCUGUCUGGAGAGAUGUUCAGAGGCUACAUGGAGUACUAGCUAUUCUGAUGUUGAAGAAUGCGUAAGAGAAGGCCAUUCAAGAAUUCAACGAGGCUGGCCCGACUCCGGCAUGUUUCUUUUGGGCAAGAGCGUUCUCUUCGAUGAGGAACUCCGGGCCAUUGAUGUCUUCAAUGACUACAAUGCCAAUGGUCUCCUACAAUUGGAGCCGGAGACGGUCAGCGAGAUUGUUGAACAAACUUAUCGGAAGUUUAAAGAUCGAGGUAAACCUGGGUGUGGCUGCGCUUCGUAGCUCAUCAUUUGGAUUCGAUCACGAAACAAUGUCGUCACAGACAAUUGGACGCCACCUGUACACCAGGGUCAUCAUCUCCCAAGUGG
Molecule: messenger RNA, 1204 nt
Organism: Aaosphaeria arxii CBS 175.79
Lineage: Eukaryota; Fungi; Ascomycota; Dothideomycetes; Pleosporales
Exons: 2
Coding region: 153-1118 (321 amino acids)
Source: RefSeq, a predicted model, not a curated record